Metopolophium dirhodum (rose-grain aphid) is the source of this 972-nucleotide messenger RNA. It is a transcript of the gene IscU, whose product is annotated as iron-sulfur cluster assembly scaffold protein IscU. The record is from RefSeq and is a predicted model, not a curated record. The transcript is spliced from 6 exons. Lineage: Eukaryota; Metazoa; Arthropoda; Insecta; Hemiptera; Aphididae. Gene Ontology annotation, cellular component: cytoplasm; mitochondrial matrix. The coding region runs from base 157 to 804 and encodes 215 amino acids. Gene Ontology annotation, molecular function: 2 iron, 2 sulfur cluster binding; ferrous iron binding. Gene Ontology annotation, biological process: intracellular iron ion homeostasis; iron-sulfur cluster assembly.
CAUAUUUUUGCAUCCCAUUUUUAUUUUGUUUUCCAAUUCAAACACGCUGGUUCUAUGGUUUGAGGUCUCCUCCACACACCGUAGCGGUGGCGGUGAAUUCCUGCAGGACACAUUUCACUGCUCACCACGGCGGUAAGGCCAAGACGAUAGAAUUUUAUGCCGCCGCCACCAGACACUUUUGUAGCUUCUUCAGCAGCUGAAACGCUGCUAGUAAGCAUUUUAUUAUUGUUCCGUAUACCGUAUUGGAAUGGACGUCGGCAACAUCACAAUAUAGACUGCAGUUGCAACUUGCAUUCGACGAUCGUCAUUCAUUCUAUCCAAAUACGAACUUCCGUGAUCAUGUUUUUGAACAAAAUACCCAAGUGUCUGACGACGAAGGCUAACAGCGUCCCGUGUCUUUUCUAUCAUAAAAAUGUGAUUGACCAUUAUGAAAAUCCCCGUAAUGUUGGGACGUUGAAUAAAAAUGACAAGAAUGUUGGAACUGGAUUGGUUGGCGCACCGGCAUGUGGUGAUGUUAUGAAGUUACAAAUUAAAGUUAAUGAUAGUGGUAGAAUUGUUGAUGCCAAGUUUAAAACUUUUGGCUGCGGAUCUGCUAUUGCUUCUAGUUCACUAGCUACAGAAUGGGUUAUGGGAAAAACUGUUGAUGAAGCACUUUCCUUAAAGAACACGGACAUCGCUAAAGAACUAUCUUUGCCUCCAGUAAAGCUUCACUGUUCAAUGUUGGCUGAGGAUGCUAUUAAAGCAGCAUUAUCUGAUUAUCGUAUUAAACAACAAGAGAAGAAAAAAUCAGAAGACCAGGAAUAAUGAACGUGUUACCUAGUAAUAAUUUUAUAAAAUUGUAUUUGUUGUCUUUGAAAUUAUCAUAUUUAUAAAUUGCAUAAAAAAAAUUAUAGAUACUAUAUUUAUAAAUGAUUAGUAUAAUAUAAUCUCAUAUUUUAGCAAUUCUAGUUUAAAAUAAAUUAUUGUUAAAUA